This is a messenger RNA of Nestor notabilis (Kea), 820 nucleotides long. RefSeq names its product mitochondrial ribosomal protein L44 (gene MRPL44). The transcript is spliced from 3 exons. Gene Ontology annotation, molecular function: ribonuclease III activity; double-stranded RNA binding. Gene Ontology annotation, cellular component: nucleus. Gene Ontology annotation, biological process: regulation of gene expression; primary miRNA processing; rRNA processing. The record is from RefSeq and is a predicted model, not a curated record. The annotation marks the transcript as partial. Lineage: Eukaryota; Metazoa; Chordata; Aves; Psittaciformes; Psittacidae.
GUCAGAGAAGCCCAACUGGGAUUACCACGCAGAGAUACAAGCUUUUAGCCACCGGCUACAUGAAAAUUUUUCUUUGGAUCUUCUGAAGACUGCCUUUGUUAACUCCUGCUACAUUGAAAGCGAAGAGGCAAGACGCCGGGAGCUUGGGCUAGACAAAGAAACAGUUGCUCUUAAUCUCCAAGACAACAGUAAACUUGCUGAAGAAGGGAUGUCUUUUUCACGUUCUUACCUGAUGCAGUGCUUUGAAGGUGCCUACCCAGAGCUACCUGCAGAGGGGAUAGGAGCACUUGUUGAUUUUCUUACCAGUCAGGAACUUGUUUCUUACGUGGCUCAAAACCUGUCUAUACAGGACCUGACGCUUUGCAAAGAGUUCCCUGCCCCUGCAGAUGUGCUGCAGAGGACGUUCUUUGCUGUAAUAGGAGCUUUGCUCGGCAGCAGCGGGCCUGAGAAGACGGGGAUCUUUGUCAGGGAUUUUUUUAUCCCCCAGCUGAUUGGAAAAGACCUGUUUGAGAUCUGGAAAGUUGUAAAUCCUAUGGGCUUACUAGUGGAAGAAUUGACCAAGAGGAAUAUCUCUUCUCCAGAACCAAGAAUUACCAGGCAGCUGGGAGUCAGCACGGUUCUGCCGCUGUACUUUGUUGGGUUGUACUGCGAUAAGAAGAUUAUAGCUGAAGGUCCUGGUGAAACACUGCUUGCAGCAGAGGAAGAAGCUGCCCGCGUGGCACUGCGGAAGCUCUAUGGGUAUACAGAGAACAGGAGACCUUGGGAUUACUCAAAACCCAAACAAGGACUGGCAGCUGAAAAGGCUAUCAGCAGUAGCUAG